Molecule: messenger RNA, 654 nt
Organism: Acanthosepion pharaonis
Lineage: Eukaryota; Metazoa; Mollusca; Cephalopoda; Sepiida; Sepiidae
Source: the annotation of a GenBank genome assembly
AUGAACCAUUGCUCGAUGAGGUGGAACUUCCCAGAAGCAAAGCCACAGUAUUCCCACAUCAAGAAAUUAGAUAGUAGCGAGGCUACUGUCUCACUUAAACAUCUACCCCCAAAAGGAACUGGGGACAGCAGCCUUGCUGAUUUACCACAGCAUUUAUCAUAUUUUUAUUCUUCUCACCUUGGUCCCUCUUCGUUUCUCAAAUGCCAUACAACUGUGGCCCUCAGCAACAAUUCUUGUUCAAUGUCACAGGGGAGGAGUGUUGGCUUCCUUGUCACCCCUUACUCUUUUAAUUCCUCUCUUAUUUCUUUCACUUUUUUUCAGUUUUCCAUUCUAUUCUGUUCUUUUUUAUCUCUUCCUUGGUUCGUAUUUCGUUCAUUAUUGACGUCACACGUUUCGUCCUUUCUUUCUUUCUUUCUUUCUUUCUUUCUUUCUUUCUUUCUUUCUUUCUUUCUUUCUUUCUUUCUUUCUUUCACCUCUUCUGCUUUUCAUUUUUCCCCUUUGUUUCAACUUUUCUUCUUUCCGUAUUUUUUCUUUUCUUUUUUUUUCUUACAUUAUUUCUUCUUUGUUUUAUUUUUCGGAUUUCUUUCCGUUUCUUUUUGUCUUCAUUUUUUUUCUUUCCUUCUUCCCAACCAUUUUUUACCUUAUUCUCGCUGA